This is a messenger RNA of Nematostella vectensis (starlet sea anemone), 1116 nucleotides long. Its product is annotated as late histone H2B.L4-like. NCBI's taxonomy places the organism in Eukaryota, Metazoa, Cnidaria, Anthozoa, Actiniaria, Edwardsiidae. The transcript has a single exon. Gene Ontology annotation, cellular component: nucleosome. Bases 66 to 434 code for a protein of 122 amino acids. Gene Ontology annotation, molecular function: structural constituent of chromatin; protein heterodimerization activity; DNA binding. The record is from RefSeq and is a predicted model, not a curated record.
UAUAAAUACGACCAUUUGGCGGUUGUACCUCUAUUGUGACUUCGUCUUCUUAGCAAACCAGAAAAAUGCCGCCAAAACCAGUUGGAAAAUCCGCAGGCAAGAAGGCCGUCAAGAAGCAGGUCGGAGAAGGAAAGAAGAAGAGAAAGGGAAGACGUAAGGAAAGCUAUGCUAUUUACAUCUACAAGGUGCUGAAGCAAGUCCACCCCGACACCGGUAUCUCGAGCAAGGCCAUGGGCAUCAUGAACUGUUUCGUGAACGACAUCUUCGAGCGCAUCGCUGGUGAAGCUUCCCGCCUGGCGCACUACAACAAGAAGUCCACCAUCACGAGCAGGGAAAUCCAGACGGCCGUUCGUCUGCUCCUCCCCGGUGAGCUGGCCAAACACGCCGUGAGCGAGGGAACCAAGGCAGUCACCAAGUACACCAGCAGCAAGUAAACGGCCCAAUCCGUGCUGCACCGAAAACAACGGCUCUUUUAGGAGCCACCCAAAUGACACGAAAGUCACUCCCUCAUGCAAUCUAUGCGGGCUAUAAAGUUGAGCCAUACCGACCGAUUAUAAUCUCCGUCCUUGAAAAUAAAACAUCCCUAGGCCUAGAUACACAAGUGCUAUCGAUCACUAUGAAAACAGAUGGUCAAAUCCCCCUCUAGACUGUUUUUACAGCUAACCUUUCUGUACCUCCAACCCCGGGUUAAGUACAAGGUAAAUAGCAGAGCCAGUUUGACUAUUUCCGUGUAACAUAAAUUAGCUAGCAUUUGAGUGUAGAGUUGUUUUGGCGCCAAAAUUCUCCCCAAUGUUUUGUCCUUUAUAUUGACAGAAUAUUAACUCUAACCUGCACACAAAUUAUAGAGUUUUAAUCGCCUUCAAUAUGCUAAAACAUUUGAAUUGUAAGGAACUAAACAUUUAGGACGUGCAUUUUAUUUAGGAUUAAUCUAGUCAUGAGCCGAGCACAUUUAAGUCCUUUAAAUUUACUUGUGCGCUAAGGCAAACUGUUGGAUUUGAAAAGCAUGCAUUAUUACAAGAAGCUAAAAAGCAUACAACAUAGCUUACACUGUGGGGACUGUGGAAAUAUCUAUUCGAGGCUAUAACCCUGAACAAGUAAUAAAUCAUAUUAUUCAUA